Messenger RNA from Trichogramma pretiosum, 4414 nucleotides. RefSeq names its product protein quiver (gene qvr). Bases 1067 to 1528 code for a protein of 153 amino acids. The transcript has 6 exons. Lineage: Eukaryota; Metazoa; Arthropoda; Insecta; Hymenoptera; Trichogrammatidae. The record is from RefSeq and is a predicted model, not a curated record. Gene Ontology annotation, biological process: regulation of synaptic transmission, cholinergic; sleep; positive regulation of voltage-gated potassium channel activity.
UGUUUUGGCACGCAGCUAACUCCUCGUCUACUCUCUGCACUCUGCUGCCCUCGCGCACGCGUUUCUCUGUCUAUGUGUUUGUGUGUGCGAAUACACGAGCGACGAUGUGCGAGUAAAUAAUCGUGUCUAGCGCUGCUGCACGCGUUCGGUGGACUCGUCUCUCUCUCUCUCUAUUUUCCAUCUUUAUGAGAGAAAAUCCGACGCUUUCGCCUGGCUCGUAGCUGCGAUCGAGUGGGUAUCGAGCUUGCAGCGACUUGUCAUGGUGUCUCCUGGCCUACAUUCGCCAAUGAACGCCAAUGCGGAAGGGAAUCAGCACGAGGCGGCGUCUUAAUGGGACACAGCGCGACGAGCUUACAAAGUCUUAAUUUGCACAGAGACUGAAAAUCUCGAACAUGAUAACAAUAUUACGAGGAAUACGAUGAAACAUUUUCUGUGCGUAGAGGUAUAUUAAUCGAAUGUGCAGGAAAAUAAGUUAUCUGCGUCUUCGAUACGUUUACACAAGGUAAAUACACACGUUAUGUAAUUAGAAAUCUUACGAUUAUCUCACUUAAAUUAGCUUGACUACUGAAAAAUAAUAUUCUAAGCCAAAUUGUUUUAUCGUACGAAACGCUGCUGUAUGCGAAGGGGCAAGUAAACUCUCACUCUCAGUUUGUAUAUUUGAUCUCAAAAAUCUUUACUUAAAACGACUUUGAUAAAUAGUUAUCUUUGCAUGGAUUAAUUGCAGUACUCUUAUUAUUUUCUCUAAACUUCAUAGAUUUAAUAGUUACGUAGCUCUAUAAAAAAAUUAUUUGGCAGAAACGAUUAAAUCGAAUACAAGUAAUUAGAAAAACACAUCGUUAUAGAGAUAUAGUUAAUUUUUUAUUUCUUUCUAUUUUGCAAAAAUAUCAAUCUACUAUGAGCACUACAACACAUUGAUAAUUACUUAAAAGAAGAUCGAACAGAUCCAAUUUAAUGUUCGUACAACAAUAUUUAUCGAAUAUAAUCUGUUGUGGCAGGUGGGCAAGAGUGUAGGGGCGCUUGAAUAGGACAAAAUCGUCGGAUAUGUUGGACUCAUUACAAAGGUGAGAUGUUUGGGUUCACGACGAAAAACAUGGCAACGCAGCGCAUCCUAAUCGCGAUCGCUGUACUCGCCGCGCUAAUCGGUAUCUGUCACGCCGAGUGUCAAACGAGGUCGGUCUACUGCUACGAAUGCGACUCGUGGACGGACCUGCGCUGCAAGGACCCGUUCAAUUACACGGCUCUGCCGAGGGACCAGCCGCCCCUGAUGACCUGCAACGGAUGCUGCGUCAAAAUGGUCCGCAAUGCCAAAUCACCCUACGAAAGCGUUCGGAGAACGUGUACGUCGCAACUGCAGAUAAACUUAUUCAUGGUCGACCACGUGUGCAUGAUGGAAAGUACCGGCACUGGUCACAUGUGCUUCUGUGAGGAGGAUAUGUGCAAUAGAGUCUUGCCCUCCUCGAAGCCUAUUUAUUCCCUCGUCCUUGCCUCGACUGUCCUCGCUUUUUCUUUUUCACUGUUCAACCGAUGAUCGCUUGCUCGCUAAUUAGCCUGACUUUUAUCUCUCGUUCAAAUCUCAUCAAAUUCUUAUUUCUAUUUUUAGUUCGUAGUUUAUUGGUUUUUCAACAUAGCUUUAAGGUUCAUGAAUAAUUUUGUGAUAUACGUAAUAUAUAAUUAGAAAAUUUAGUCUUCCGUAUCAUAAAGAAUAUUUUCUUCCUGUAGAUAUAUCGCCAAGUCAAUCCAAGAAUUAAGUAUAGCUUAUUUUCUAUGUUCAUUCUAACAACGAAUGCUUUUGCUAACAAAAAAAUGUGAGGAAUCUACUAAUUCACAAUAUUCACAAUAUUCGUAUAUUAAAUAUUAUGCUUCAAUUUUCAAGCUCAUUAUAUUGUAAAAAAGUAGAUUUAAAUUUGAACAAAAAAAUUUUAAAUUAAUAAUUUUUCUAUUGCAAAUCCACAACAAAAUUCAUAGAAUUUAAAAUUAAUUUUCUUUUAUAUUUUUACUUACACGUUCUUUCUUAUCUAAUUCUUUAUUCUCCUAUAACUUAUGCUGUAAUUUUAUCAUUUUUAUCUUUUUUAUCAGCACACUAUGGGCUGACUAUCGAAUGUAUAUUUUUCCUUCAAUUUUUUUUCUUAGCAUAUCGCAAAUUUUAAACAUUCAUCAUUCGAUGAAAUCAAUAGUAUAGAACAUAAAUAAUAAUUCCACUUCUUAUUACGCAUGCAUUCGACUAUGAAAUAUUUUUCAAUCUUAUUGCUCGUUUAAAUUUCAAAAAUAUCUGCACGGAUAUCGAACAAGCGAACGUCAACCUUUAUCAAUCCCAUCCCUCAUCAAAUGUCAAAGACAAAGGCUAAACAAAAGGCAGAUAAAUAAUCAAGCAAGCACUUGACGAGCCUUCAGUUUAGCGGACCCGCUAGCCUACGGCGCUAAAAAGAGGGUUGUGUCUGGGGGCGAACGGGCCACAAAGCUGAACGCUCGUGUCCUCACAGAAAGGCUUUAUCCCAGUGGAGCCUUCUGCCAAACGAGUGUCGCGCCUUACAGGGGCGAUAUUUUUUUGGCAGGCCAUGCGGCUCGUGUCGCGUCAUUUGUUCAUUGUAGCACGCGCGGCUGCGAGGCUACACUAUAAUAACUUUUUAUUUUCACCUUAUCUCUAUAUAUGUAAUGAUGCGACGAUUUUUUUCAGCUUCUAAUAAUAAAUUAUACGCUUGAGCGAUCCCGCUGUAAACGGGAUUGUGUUAUGUAGUUGGUAAGCAAAUAAUUUAUCAAAAGGUAUAGUGCCUUAGUUGGCUAAUGUAUAUAAUAUACGAUUGUUAAAAUUAUUGACAAAUGUAAAUCAACUCUUCUUAUUUGAUUUGCACCUAUUAAUUACGAGCAUUUUAGUACUACUGCUUUGUACCAGAAGAAAUCAAUGCAAGUUACAUUCGCAAUAAUUUAUAACUUGCAUACAUUUCCUCCAUCUGCCGCAAUGAAAUGUAAGAGUUGACGCUUUUGUAAGUUUUAUUUUUAAUUUUAAUUCUUAUGUAUUUAUAAUAAAAAAACGUAGUAUGGCCUCGCAGCCGUAAAUCCACGUGCCAUGUGAGGUAUCAUCGCAAAAAGUUUUCUACAUGUCGCCAAAUGAUAUUCCCUCCACGUCGACUGCCGAAAGCAGCUCGCAAGAAGCUUUUUUACCAACGAACCAAUUGAAUGCGUACAUUGCCUAAAUUUAAUGUAAAUCGCGGCUCGUCGUGUUUUUUUACUUUUUUAUGUACUCAUGCUGUUUAUAUUGUAUCAUUUAUCGUCGUGCUUUUACGUUGUAUUUGCCUAAAGAGUGUCAAAGUUGUCAUGAUUAUUACAAACUGAGAAGAGUUUCUAGUUUAUUGAUGUAUAUGCUAACACAGAUAUUAUAAAUACUGAUAUCACUUCUUAACAAUAACAACUGAACAAGCCACAAACAUACGAAUACUAACAGCAAUUUUUAAAAAAAAUUAGAAUAAUUUAUACUUACUCUUUCACUUUUUACUAUUGAAAUACGUAAAUAUAUUAAUAUAUUAUUCUGCCAAAUAGUGUCAUGCAUAUCUUUGUAGUUUAUUGAAACUGGUUUUAAUGAAAAUGCAAGAAAUAAUAACGUUGAUUCUGAAAGAUUAUGAAUCUAUUGCUAUUUGUAGAUAAAUAAUUAUAAACUCGUUAUCGGAUAGAGUAUAUAAAUUAUUCGUUGAUUAUAAUUAUUGUUGAUUCAUGAAAAUUUUAGGCAUAAAUUGUAAAAUAUUAAAAGUUUUAAUAUAUUUGUGAAAAGUUAAUUCAAUGAAAUAGCAAUUAUGAUUAUCAAAAAAGGUGAUACUACGAAAAAACUCCAGUUUUUAAAUUAAGGUAUUCUUAGAAAUUCAAAUGCUUAAUUAAUUGAGCUCGAUACGUAAAGUAAAUGAUUUUUCAUAAUUUUAUAGUAUAUGCAUUCCAAUAAUUGUAGACAUAUCGAAUUUUCAGCAUCGAACUUACUAUAUACCUAUAAACGAUGGAUAGUACUGCUCUCAAGCAUAUAAUUCAUUCAUCUUACACAAUUGCCUCGAAAAAAAAUUAUUUAAAAUGCAUAUAAGAAAAAGUCUGAAAUAUAUUAGACGAAAAAGACAUUUACAAAACUUGCUAAAGGUAUAACUAAAAAUAUCACUAGUCUCUAAGUACAUCGUUGAAUCUUCGAAGAUGAAAAGUGUAAAGUUUAAUGUAUGAAAGUCUCAAGUUGCCUGAGUUAUGAUAAAUGACGUUAUAUGUAAGAAAAAGUGAUGGGAAAUCUUAUAGCAAUUAUACGUCAUAUCAUUGAUUGAAAUAAAAAUUGUGUCCAUUAAGUUUGUUCUGGUUGUUAACUGAUGUAAAAUUGAUUUAUAGUAUACAAUUUUGUCUUCUAUAUGCUAAAAAAAUCAGGAAGGAUAUUAAAUGAAAGUGACAAUAUUAA